CCUGCCGGGUCCCUACAUAACCCUAGCCGGUCUGCAGGGGUACUUACAAGCAUGUAUACAUGCCAUACCUCCCCUCGCCCUCUACCACACAACAUUACGGGGACCAGACCGCUGUGCUGCCUCGAUGAUGGAAGCCCAGGCCGAGGACACCCCGACGUUGGACGGCCUAGUCGCCAAGUUGAAACAGAAAGGCGUGAGUCCGGAGGAGCUGGCCGAGUUCUCCAAUGCGCUGAAGCGGUACCCCGGGGUUCUCCUGCAUCGGCCGAUUGCCCAGCAACCCCCUGCCAGAGGAUUCACACCGAGACCAAGCCGCUUUGCCGGCUACGUCCGAAAGCUCAUGACCCCAGGCUACGUGGCACUGAUGCCAGGGGCCGAGCGGGAGGAAUGGCUUGAGCUGGCGAAGGCGACCGGGAUGCGCAAGGCAUCAGAUGAGCUGGCCAUCCCCAUGGCUGCCAUCCACCUGACGGUGGUGAACCAGAACCUGCAGCCGAUCGACGCGAGAUACCAGGAGGCAUUUAACACAACCAUCCCGGCGUACAUUCUCGCGAUGCACGAAAAGGUAGGCUCGAUCUCGCACGCGGCCUACGACGUCCUGGUACAGGAGGUCUUCUCCGGGAAGACGUGGACGCCACACUCUUGGCCACGGCACUCCAUCUUGAAGGUGACACCGGCGAGCUUCGAGCUGCAGUUCACCACGGAAAUCCAGGAACUUGUCAGGCAUGGCGUCACCGAGAGUACCAACCCCCCACGUGGAAGCACACGUGCGGUCAGAUCGGAUAUGGAACUCACCGAAUGCGCUGAGGAGGACCUCAUCGUUACGAGAGUUACGAGACCAACGGGCGGGACAAAGCUAUCAAUUACAGAGAAGGGUAAAGGUCAGAUCCGAAAGUGGGCCAGCCAGGCAAUCCCUUACGGAAAGAUUGCACGACGCUUUACGAUCAAAGGUGAAGAUGCUCACGUAACCAGGCCAUUUAUUGUGAGAGUUAUAAAAGAAGGGAGUGCAGGGCAGAGGUAGAGCAGAGAAUCGAUCAGCGCUUCUCAAUUUCCAUCCCUCUCGGCGUUGUAUCGCUUGACAAGCUCGUCCAUUCCGGCUUGCCCUACGGCAUCAACGUAACGACGAAACAUGUCUUCGUCCUCAUCGAGGCGCCCCAAGAGGGACGUGAUACAGCAAAGGGAAUCGUCGCGGCUGACGUCCGGCAGAUGUGGCACCGCAGCCUGCGCCACCACGGGCACCAACACCACCUCAUCACCGUGUAUUUCGACGGUCAAACCGAGAUCGAAUUCCGGGCAAGCUCUUGAUAUGGCGUGUCGGGCUGCAUUGAGAUUGUCGCCAAAGGUUUUGCCGCAGCCCCGGACGCACGGGACGCAUACCAAAUCCUUGCCGUUGAAGAGGAUGCAUGCGGCAGAGUUGGCGUGCCUUCUUGCACUGGCUGGCGCUUUAAAUAUAGACCCGCACCCCCUUGGACAGGGAACAGAUCUUCUUAUAUCCAAUAACCUGCAGUAAUACCGAGCGUGGGUUGAUAUGCGUAGCUCAGUACUAAGAGAAACGCCGCAGCCGAGCGGGCAUUCAUAUUCGAGACGACCUGGGCAUAUGCGGGCGUGCCUUCGAGCGGCGAGUGCUGUAGAGAACAUCCUGUCGCAGCCUGGAUCAGCCUCGCAUGGGAAUGUGUAACUUUUCUGAGCAUAUUUUGCCUGAAUUCUUGCUGAAAUCCUAUCCUUGUUCAUGGCGUAGUACUGUCGUGCAUAGGCAUUUCGUAUUGCCUGUCUCAUUCCUUCUGGCCAAGGGAUGGGGACAACGUCCAGUAGCGGGCAGUGCUGCAUGGUGCCCCACCAAGGACAGUUUAGUCGCAAGCGAUGUAGUUCCUG
Molecule: messenger RNA, 1866 nt
Organism: Diaporthe batatas
Lineage: Eukaryota; Fungi; Ascomycota; Sordariomycetes; Diaporthales; Diaporthaceae
Exons: 3
Coding region: 125-1015 (296 amino acids)
Source: RefSeq, a predicted model, not a curated record